Myripristis murdjan (pinecone soldierfish) is the source of this 1093-nucleotide messenger RNA. RefSeq names its product TEN1 subunit of CST complex (gene ten1). Gene Ontology annotation, cellular component: CST complex. Gene Ontology annotation, molecular function: telomerase inhibitor activity; single-stranded DNA binding; telomeric repeat DNA binding. The record is from RefSeq and is a predicted model, not a curated record. The transcript is spliced from 3 exons. Lineage: Eukaryota; Metazoa; Chordata; Actinopteri; Holocentriformes; Holocentridae. Bases 150 to 548 code for a protein of 132 amino acids. Gene Ontology annotation, biological process: negative regulation of telomere maintenance via telomerase.
GCGGCGCUUGGUGAAAUCACAUGACUCUUAUGGAGUACCCAGCAUUCUCUGCCGACUCACAAGGAAGAGCUCCAAGUGCAUGUUUCAUAUACGAUUUUUUUUUUUUUUUUUUUUUUAAAUAAGUUUUGUCCAUUUUGCACACAUUGAAAAUGCUCCCGGCGGCCGCAGUCUUUUAUUUCCCCUGGGAGAUUAAUUCCGGUGUAGCGCGGGAGGGAGAAUCUGUAAGGACAUUUGGCAGACUGACGUGUUACCAGCCUGAGGAGUCCAGGGCGACGCUGUCGGCCCAGCAUGCCUCAGCACAGCACCAAGUGGCCGUCCAAACUAUGUUUGUGGAGCCAUUUGACCCUGUAAUUGGAGCUCAGUACACAGUUCUGGGUGAAGUUGAAAAUGUUGAGGGAGUUGGCUUGAUGGUCCGCGCUCGUGUUCUGAACUGUGUUGAUGGGGUAAACCUCGCUCUUCUACAGAAAGCCAUCAAUGAACAGAGGAGCUUCUUCAAAGAGAGGGAGACCAAAGAGGCCGGCCGUCCAUCGCCCGCAGACCCAACCUGACCAGAGUCUGCACUCAUCACAUUUCCCAGAGUUCUCAUUAAUAAGAAGACUGGUUCACACUUCACAGCGCUGGCUCUCACCCUGUGUGCCAAGGAUGGAGGAAUGGAGCGCUAGUCUGAGGCUCAGGUGAACUCUGAGAUUUUGUUUUAGAGAUGGGUGGAAAGAGUAUUAAAAUAUCCCACUCAAGCAGAAGUACUGUCACGUCUCUGAAAUUUCGCUGAAGUAGAAUUAACAUUGCCAGAGUCAACAUCUGUUUAAGGAAAAUAAAGUUGUUAAUUGGAAAUGUACCCAGUUGCUCAUCAGAAAAGCAAAGUUAGGAAACAUUGCUACAGUUGCAAUUCCAGAAGGAUGAGAGGACAGAGGUUUAAAUUAAAUUCUUCUCACUGGAAAUUUUUGACAUAACAAAAUAAAUUGUCCAGACAAAGUAAGAUUCUUGAUUUCUUCUUUACUGUUUGCUGCAGUGGCUCCACAAUUGGCCCUUUUACUUUGGGCCAGUUUUGUGUUGGUGUCAGGGAAAUUGUCUUAAAUAAAAGAACUGAAUCACA